AUCGUUAUCAAUAACUUAAAAAACUAGGCACAAUCUGACAAACCACUUGUCUCUCUCAUUUUCUUGAAAUCAUUCAACAACUUACAGAUGAAAAUAGCUUCACCAGCAAUCAAGAACUAAGCUCCAUGAUCCAAACAGCCAUAUCUGCAGCUCUUUUUCUAGCUUUAUCAUUUUCUUUCUCCUUAUUCAUAUCGUCUCCUCCGAAACCAUAUUACCACUCUCUCUUCCUCACCACUUCCCUCUCCGAUAAUGCCUCAGUAUCACAUAACCUCUACAUGCUCACUCGCCGGCCUCACGUCGCCGGCACACAAGCCAACGAAGAAGCCGCAACGUAUGUUAUGUCAACUCUCGCUUCCUACAACGUUAAAUCUCACAUUGUUUCUUAUGAGGUAUCACUAACGUAUCCUGUUUCUCGUUCAUUGACUCUAACGAACUUACCUACUGCCCAACAGUCGAUCAGAUUCGAUCUCAAUCAAGAAACUUACGACGGGGAUCCGUAUGCGGAUGUAGCUGACGAAAUUCUACCUACGUUUCACGCCUAUGCCAAGUCCGGUAAUGUGAUUGGACCGGUAGCUUAUGUGAACUACGGACGAGUUGAGGAUUACUCGGAAUUGAAAGAGAUGGGAGUGAAUGUGUCGGGGAGUGUAGUGUUAGCGAGGUAUGGGAAGAUUUAUAGAGGAGACAUUGUGCAUAAUGCGUAUGAGGAAGGGGCUAUAGGGGCAGUUAUUUACACUGACAGAAAAGACUAUGGUGGCGGAGAAAGUGGGGAUGGAUGGUUUCCGAAAGCUAAGUGGAUGCCGCCAAGUGGGGUUCAGGUUGGGUCUGUUUAUAAUGAAGCGGGAGAUCCUAGCACGCCUGGAUGGCCAAGCAUCCAAGGGUGCGAGAGGUUAUCAGAUGAUGAAGUAGGAGGACUCAUACCUUCAUUGCCUGUAUCAGCAGCUGAUGGGGAGACAAUUAUGGGUUCAGUGGGUGGACCAGUUGCUGGUGAGAACUGGCAAGGGAGUAAAGAUGGUCCGACUUAUAGGGUUGGACCAGGACCGGGUGUUUUGAACCUCAGUUAUACAGGGAAUCUGACUAUAGCAACAAUUCAGAAUGUUAUUGCUGUAAUUGAAGGAGCAGAAGAGCCUGAUCGAUUUGUGAUUCUGGGUAAUCAUAGAGAUGCAUGGACAUUUGGAGCUGUUGAUCCCAACAGUGGCACUGCAGCAUUGCUAGAGGUUGCUCAGAGAUUUGCAAAGUUGCAGAGAAAAGGAUGGAGACCUCGAAGAACAAUAAUCAUGUGCAAUUGGGAUGCAGAGGAGUAUGGAUUGAUAGGAUCAACAGAGUGGGUAGAAGACAACAGAGAAUUGCUAGCUUCAAGAGCUGUAGCCUACUUGAAUGUUGAUUGUGCAGUAGCUGGAGCAGGAUUUCAUGCCAGUGCAACUCCUCAACUCGAUGAACUAAUCAAACAGGCUACUCAACAGGUUCAAGACCCAGAUAACUCAUCACAAACCAUCUAUGAAUCAUGGCUCAGUUCCAGCAGCUCUGCUCUGAUUGGUAGAUUGGGCGGAGCAGGAUCUGACUAUGCAGCUUUUGUGCAACAUAUUGGUAUUGCAUCUGCUGAUAUAUCGUUUGGAGGAGGAUACCCAGUAUACCACUCAAUGUACGACGACUUCGUAUGGAUGAAAAACUUCGGGGACCCCAUGUUUCAACGACAUCUUGCAGUAGCCAGCAUCUGGGGUUUGGUUGCUCUUCAGUUAGCAGAUGAAGAGAUUUUACCUUUUAAUUAUCUAUCCUAUGCAAGUGAACUCCAGAAAUGUGCCAAGGAGUUGGAAGAUGAGAUCUUUGGUAAGAACAUAAACCUUCAUCCUUUGUUCAAAUCCAUUGCGGAGCUAAGAAAAGCAGCCACCAAAAUAGAAGAGGAAAGAAAGGCAAUUGAAGAAAAUAGAGGUUGGCUACCAAUAUUGAAAGACCAUAUAAGAGUGAGAGAACUCAACGACAGACUGAUGAUGGCUGAACGAGCAUUUACAGACCCAGAUGGACUCUCUGAUAGGACAUGGAAUAAGCAUCUGGUAUAUGCACCUUCAAAGCAUAAUGACUAUGGAUCUAAGUCCUUCCCUGGAAUAGAUGAUGCAAUUCAGAAGGCAAUGAGUCUAAGCACAGUAGAAUCAUGGCACUAUGUACAGCAUGAAGUUUGGAGAGUCUCUAGAGCUGUCAGACAUGUCUCGCUAGUCCUCGGUGGUGAACUAACAUGAAAGAUAGCAUGUACAAGAACAAUAUGCAUUAGGGGAAAUAAUUUCAGAAAAACUGGAUGUUAAGGCUUUUUUUUCAUUCAGUAAAUAAAUUAUAAAAUGUACAAUCUAUCACUGUACAAAUAAUCCUAAGGGUCUUUUUUCUUUCUUUUGAA
Messenger RNA from Mercurialis annua (annual mercury), 2383 nucleotides. Its product is annotated as probable glutamate carboxypeptidase LAMP1. The transcript has 12 exons. Gene Ontology annotation, molecular function: carboxypeptidase activity. NCBI's taxonomy places the organism in Eukaryota, Viridiplantae, Streptophyta, Magnoliopsida, Malpighiales, Euphorbiaceae. Bases 126 to 2231 code for a protein of 701 amino acids. The record is from RefSeq and is a predicted model, not a curated record.